UUGAAUUCAGUCUGUGCUCUGCCGCGUAUCUGCAUAAGUGAUCCGGAUCUAGGAUGCGAUAAAUUUUGAAUACGCCGAAUCAAUCACACACAGAUAACCGGAACAGCGCGACUUCGCGCACUUAUCGGGCUAAGAAAUACAUAAAAAUAUUUCAAUGAAAAAAAAAAACCAAAAAUCGCAGCAAGAUUAUCUGAGGACAAUAUUUUGAAUAUUUUGCAAUUUUAAACCGAGGCGCUUUUUUGUGCUCUACUUGAAUAUUUUGAACUAAAGAUCGCCGGUGAUAAAGUUGAUCAACUUUUAACGAAAAUGAUGUUCAAAUUGCGUUUGCUAUUUGCUGUUAUGAACGUGAUAUAUCUACCACUGGAGUGGAUCGUGUUGUUGAUUUAUAAAAAACCGCGAUGUAGUUUGACACCAAUAACGAAAUCUUUAUUUACGUUAAGCGCUACGACGAUAGCCAAAAAAAUUCGGGAGAAAGAGAUUACAAGCUACGAAGUGGUGAACGAGUAUAUAGAACGCAUUAAGGAAGUGAAUUCCUCUCUAAAUGCUGUUGUUGACAAUCGAUUUGAAAACGCUAUAAUCGAGGCAAAGAAAUGCGACGAACAAUUGCGAUCCGGCAAACUUGACCUCGAAAAGUUGAAAAAGGAAAAGCCGCUUUACGGCGUGCCGUGUACCAUGAAAGAAUCCAUCGGAGUCAAAGGAUGCAGCCAUACAGGUUGCACUUUAUCGCGCAAGGGUGUGAAAGCGACCGACGACGCAGUUGUCGUCAAGUUGCUCCGAGAUGCCGGAGCGAUUCUGCUGUGCAUCACAAACACCCCGGAGAUGUGCAUCUGCUUCGAAACCACAAAUCUAGUUUAUGGUCAUACCAAAAAUCCUUACGACGCCAGAUAUUCCGCGGGUGGAUCGUCCGGCGGCGAGGGUGCGUUACUUGGAGCGGGCGCUAGCUUAAUCGGAUUCGGUUCGGACUUGGGCGGUUCUAUAAGAGUACCCGCUCUUUACAACGGCGUUUUUGGACACAAACCCACCAGUGGAAUUGUUUCGAACACAGGACACUAUCCGUUAUCCGAUGAUAAGUGUUUUCAGAGUUUAUUAUGCCUUGGUCCAUUAGCUAGAUACGCGGAAGAUCUCAGUCUUGUUAUGAGAGUGAUAACGUCUCAGUGCGGUUGUAACUUACGUCUAGAUGUGCCGGUCGACGUUAACGAAUUAAAAGUUUACUAUCUGCAAAGCUUGGACAGAUCGCUCGGCGUGUUGCCGGUAACAGCGGAAAUAAAAAAUUGCGUACAACAAGCUGCAAACCACUUUAUGAAGUACGGCGUUAGCGUAGAAAAGCUACCAAUCAAAUUGCCGGCCGAAAUAUGUGAAAUCGCUCUGACAAAAAUUAUAAGCAUGGAAAACCCUGUGUCGCUGCUUAACGCCGACAAUACUAAGAAGGAUCCACUUUACGAGUUGGGAAAAGGUCUGCUCGGCUUGUCGGAAAACAUGAAAGAAACAUGUAUAAUGAUGCUGGCUUUUAAACACAACCUAUUUUUCUCAAAAUCAGAUAUAUCAAAGUACGCAAAACAAGGAGAAUCAAUUCGACAAAAGCUUGUGAAUCUGUUGGGUGAGAAUGGCGUAUUUAUUUAUCCAACUUUUCAUCGUUCGGCAGUUCUUCCAAAAUUUUCUAUAUGCGAAAUAAUGAACCAUGUGUAUACUUAUCUUUUCAAUACUUUUGGUUUUCCUGCAACGCAUGUGCCGAUGGGUCUAAAUCGAGACGGAUUGCCCAUAGGCGUUCAGGUGAUAGCUGCACCUUAUCAAGACCGUCUCUGUUUGGCGGUCGCGAAAGAAUUGGAGACAGCUUUCGGUGGAUGGAUUCCACCAUCACCGUUAGCGAUAAAAAACAAUUAGCAGCACGUUGGUAUUGGUAGCGUUAAUUUGUUUAUUUAUCAAAUCAGCAGGAAAGGUAUUUUCUUUUGACGGACAAAAACAACGAACCAUUUAAACAUUCGGAUAAGAUAGUUAUUACGCAACUAACUAUUUUCGAUUCAACAUAAUAAGUAUCCAGAUAAUUAAUUAAUUCUCUAAAUCUACAUUUUUUUUGUAUGUGAAGUGAAGAAUGCAUUAUGUAUGUUUAAA
This is a messenger RNA of Pseudomyrmex gracilis, 2109 nucleotides long. Its product is annotated as fatty-acid amide hydrolase 2-like. The transcript is spliced from 10 exons. The record is from RefSeq and is a predicted model, not a curated record. Lineage: Eukaryota; Metazoa; Arthropoda; Insecta; Hymenoptera; Formicidae. The coding region runs from base 307 to 1881 and encodes 524 amino acids.